UUAGGGAAAAGGCGCCGUGGUGGCGUGUCGCCUGCGACAGGCGGCGGCGUUGGCCCGGGCAUGACACACAUUUCGCCUUUUGCUAGUGUGCUGGGGGCUUCUCCACCAGGUGUGCCCGCGGUUCGUAACGCCUCCUCAUAUGGAGGUGUGUUUGGUGGUCCGUUGCUGUCGUCUCCGCUUCUGCCUAGACGGUUGGACUAUGCGGCCACGAUUCCUCCGGCACCUGUAUGGUCAUAUGCGGUUGCCCCGUCAUGUUCCGCUGGAGGCGCUUCUCUUUCAGGAGAUUGCAACGACUCUUGGCGUAGUCCAGCCGUUUCCCAUCCACGAGUCGUCGGCACAGCGGCCGGUUCAAUCGUGGUGCCGCCUAAGUCUCCCUACGUCGCUCCUGAUUCCACACCUCCGGUUGACGAUGUCGAUAGCUCUGCGGCAGUCGGUGGCACGCUAUCUUCGGCCGGCAACAGCAUUGUGCGUGUGUGUGUGCGGGACGGGUGUCGGAGGCGGUUGUACGCUUUUCAUGAUGCUAUGGCCGGUGUGGAUGACCAUCGUGGACCGAUCAGCGACGUUAUUGAUCGGUUGCUCCAUUGGUCCUUGUCAGCCAUCCGUGCGGAGUUUGGUGUUGGGGUAGCGGGUGAGAUUUCUUCGACGUUGCCAUCUCGGGUGUGCGGUCGAGAUUUCACGUUGCGUUAUUUGCCAGACGAUUCCGGUGCUGACUACGGUCGCGAGGGUUCACACGGUUCAGCGAGCGGAGGGUUGGGGGAGUCGCAGGAGGGAUCGCAGAACUCGUUCCCGUCGUCGUGUCGUGUAUCGCAGCGUAGUGACAGAGGGCGUGGUAAACCCCGCAGCGCGGGUCGGUACACACAGACACCUAUCCGGCCGCAGACGUGGUGGGACAAUUGGGAAGGUGUUGACCAGUGCGGUCCAAGGCCGGAAACUGACCGUGGCAGUGUUCAGGAGGCGAUGGCACUGUGGAGUGAACCGACAGCGCCGGAUGUUGUGUUUCUCGAGCCGCUCUGUAAGCUGACGCUCGUAUGCGAUAAGAAAUGCAAAUGGACGUGGCACACGACACUCGUGACCACGAACGUCUAUCACUCGCGACUGCAGCAACAACUCUUUCAUGCGGCGGUCACCACCGGUCUGACGUUCACGCUCCUCGACAACUUUUGUGUUGGUUUAGGGAUGUGCUCAGUGCACAAACCCACGUUCUACAAGUUUAUGCGCACAGAGGCGGGAGAGGCGGAGGGGUGGAAUGCCAAGGUCGUACGACAGGGCAUUAAAUAUUGCGAGCUUGCCAUUGACACUGUGAUGCGCCGUGGUGAGCCAGUGACAUUGAUGGUCGAUGGUCGAUAUGACUCUGCCAGAGGUGCGCAACAUUGCACUGUCACCACGGUGGAGUACGAGACUCGGCUUGUUGUGGGUGUGCACACUCUCCGUCCGAGCAUCGAAGGCAAGGCGUCGAAUGCGCUUGAGAUGCCAGCCGUCAUGCAACUUUUGCGAGGGCUGAUGGAGAAGGGGUUGGAGAUCCGAUGUGUUGUCUCAGAUGAUUGUGUCGCGCUGGGACCGCAGUUGCGAGCUCUGAACAUCGAGUGGCAGAAGGAUUGCCACCACAAAAUUAAAAACAUUCGCAAACACUUCCAGAGUAUGCUGCAACUGAAGGAAGCGAAGAAAGUGAGUAACCCGCACGAGUGUGUGUCGGAGGCGCACUUUAUGCAGUUCACGAAGAAGCGGCUGAUGAAGGCGUUGGAGCAGCGUUUCGGACAUGGCGUCCUCACACCUGCUGAGGAGCGGAUGAAGAAAUCGGAUUUCGUCACUGUCGUUAUGCAGAAGAUGUACCCCUACGGAUGGAGGGACGAGGGUGGAGACGCCAACAGUUUGCACCGCGAUAUCAUGUUGGUCGCCGCUCAUUGGGCUGGUGAUCAUUCGGGAUGCGUCGGUGGUAGGGAGGUUUUGUGCGAGAAGGCCGGUGGGCCUGCUCGAUUACCUUUGUAUAGCUGCACGGACACGGUGUACGAGCUCGUUCUGCGUGUUCUUGGGAAACAAUGCAGCACUAACAUCACGCCGCACUACGUCGAGUUUCGACACACAUCGGCGGUGGAGACUUUUCAGGGCACCAUCAUCAUCUAUGCGAAGAAGUCGGUGCAUUUCGAGAAGUCGUACUGUGUGCGUCUUGCGAUCGCAGUGAUUCCGUGGAACAAUCACUGCUGGCGCGACCCAGCCGGGUACAUUGCUCGCAUAGCUGCGGAGCUUCUGCGACAGGAGGUUUGUCCUUAUGGAGUCGGGUCAUUGCCGCGCGAUCUGUUCGUCACGGGUGAGGGCGACCCAGUGGAAGUCGUUGAUGAUGCUGCCUCCGGAUCUGACCAUGAGGUGGGGGGGGAGAACCGUAUUUUCAUCAUCGGUCACGUGGAGGAGGAUGUGGUGUCUGCAUGCGACGAUUUCGAGCCGACAUCGAGCUCGGAAUCUGAGGGUGAUGAUAUAGAGUUGUUCAACGUUUGAUUGGUUGAAUGAAUUUUUCGUUCACCU
Molecule: messenger RNA, 2517 nt
Organism: Chara braunii
Lineage: Eukaryota; Viridiplantae; Streptophyta; Charophyceae; Charales; Characeae
Source: the annotation of a GenBank genome assembly